Molecule: messenger RNA, 35692 nt
Organism: Xyrichtys novacula (pearly razorfish)
Lineage: Eukaryota; Metazoa; Chordata; Actinopteri; Labriformes; Labridae
Source: the annotation of a GenBank genome assembly
CAUUGAGGCUUGGGCUGGCUCUGGCAAGCAGUAUAUUUCAAACAUAGACAGGCAAAGCAAAUUUCAAAAACUUGAUAAACUCUUAUAAAAUGUUUUUUUUCAAUAUUCAUGUUUAAAAUUUAUUGAAAAUGUUCCAUUUGCUACAGCUAUAUCUAAUCAGGCCAUAUAAAAACGUAGCCUACAGUACCACAAUGCCCUAAACAUCAAGUGAAAACUAAAAUAAUAACGCAAAAUACAAACAUCACAUUAAUAAAACACUAUUUCAAUCGUAGGCUACGUUUGAAGCUAGUACUGCCUGCUAGAAAUGCCAAAAACGAGUUUAUCCGCUCUUUCUACUUCUGUAUGAGACUCUUCUCAAUAGACGAUCUUCGAUUGCGUGAGCGCCGGGGUUCAGGUGUACGGGUCCAGAGUGUCCGGAAGUGACGUAGCACGCUCACAAGAUAGCAGAGGAUUGGACAGUAAAUAGAUGGACCGAGGAGAGAGUGAGAGCAGUCGGACAUCUCUGCGGGAUUCAACACUGCUGAACGGUAAUAUUCACAUUUAUCGUCCUUGUAUCGACAGCUGCGGCGUUAAUGUUACGUUAGAAAGUCCACAGCUGUGCUUUAAUGACGUGAGACGGUUUAAUGUGAUUGUGGGAUGAAGCUUAAAUGUGCUGACUGGGGCAGCUGUCAGUGGAGCUUCAAGAAUUAAGACGACGACGAGGGUCUGCUACUGUUGACUGUUUAUGAAUGAAUCUUCAGGUACUGAUAAUAAACACCCAAUGCAGUCAGCAGAGACUGUCCUGUAGUCACGCAGCAGAUAUAAUGCAGGGCUGUAGAGGUCUUUUUCGCCUACAUUAUGUAACUCAGUGGACAAUAUCUGGUUGAAUCCUGACUUGUUUAGAAAUGGACUUUUCCUUUGCUUGUGUGAAGCUGAAGCAGAAGGAGGAAAUUACAGGCUGCUGGAGAGGAGACUAAAUUAUAGUGGGCGGUGAAGAAGUGUUUGUUUUUGAGAAACAUGUUAGUCACAAUGUGCUUUUGUUUAUUAUGUUUGAGUACGUGGCUGAGGGAGACAGCAGCAUAAUGUUCCGGCUGGGUCAUACUGGCUGUGAGUGAUCACUUUGGGUUUAAUAUGCUAUUAUACUUUUCAGUCACACCUUGCACGUGUUGUUGUUUUUUGUCAUUUGAAGCUCAGAUCUUAAUAUCCUCAUGUGAUGCAUUAUACUGUAACCAUUUGUUUGCAGUCUAGGCUCAAGUCCUGAAGCUCUGAGUCAAGUCCAAGUCCAAAAUCCAUGUCCCGGACAAGCUGUUGUGCAACUUCAGCAAAAAAAAAUGUGAUGCUGUUAGGAUUUUAGCACUGAGUAAUACUUGUGUCAAUACUUUUAGAUUCAUUUACAAAUGAAAAAACCUGCCCUCCUAUAUUUACAAGUGAAGCUUGUGCAAAAACAAAAUGUGAACUGAAGCAUGUAUGGUCAUGAUAAGCAUGUAAAAAACUGAAAUAAAGAGCAGACAGGUAAAGCAUCAACAUUAAAUCUGCACAGAAGUUCAGACUGAGCGUUUGCAGUUAUUAAUAUUUAGCAAUGCUAGGUUUAAAUUCCACCUCUAUACAAGACUCUACAUUUGGCAAAGUGUCCAUAAAGUGUAAUUGUGAAAAUGCGUACCUUGUUAUGCUGUUACUGUGAGAUUUUUGUCCCUCUCAACAUCCAGAUUUGAUAAUCCUAACAUUGUAAUCACUUUAUACUGACCCAGAUUUAUAACCUGGUCCUACACCUUUAGACAGAGGAAGAUUUACGUCUGAUUUGUUUGUAGUUUUAGAUGUUGUGGAGCCCUCAAAUGCUCCAAACAGUCGACUCUCCUUAACAAAAUCGUGAAAACCUCAAUAAAAGCAGUGUUGUGUUCAAUAACGAAAAUAUUUCGUCAACGCCCAUUUUUUUCCACGACGAAGACAUAACGUUGACAAGCUAAAUAUAAGUCUUAGAUGACUAAAAUGUGACAAGACUAAUGUGCGUUUACGUUGACAAGACUAGACGAAAACGUUAGUGGUGGACGACGAACUGAGUUGCAAACUUCAUGAGCAUUCCGUCAGUCAAAUGCUAAACGUAUAUUCUGCAGUGUUGUUUUCGUUGACAAUGACGUUGAGGAAAUAUUUUCGUCAACUAAAACAACACUGAAUAAAAGCUGCAUCUAUUGCUUGACUGUUGUGUCUGACUGCUUUGUGUGAGCAGUUCAGCGACCCCCGGCAACCAUCUGACACAAAUCACAUGCAAUCAUUCAUCUGUCUCUUAGGAUGACUUGAUGUCACAACAGUUUUAUGGUUCGGCUGCUUUUCGUUUCUGUGCCGCAGACUCUGACAGUCAGCGAGCGGUGGAGAGGGUUACACGUGUGAGCGCUGGAUGCUGUGAUCUGUCGGCCUGUUGGCAUUGUGUUCCUCUCUCAUUGUGCUGAGUGCGACGUUUCCAGUAAGUGUCCACAUGUGUGUUUGUAAAGGCUUUGCCUCUCUCGUAUCGACUGUGGUGCAGUUACAGGUCACGCUCAGCUCCAAUCAGCCAAAUGUAGUCCCCUGCUGACUAUGUGUUGAAGGCUACACCUCUCAGGUGCUCUUAACUAUGGCACAAAGACACCCAACACCAAACUCACAGCCACUGUGAGCUGCUACUGCACACAUGUUCGUCACUUUAGCCAUUUGAAGCUUUUUUCUACAUUUGUUUUUACGUUACAAGGAGAACAUUGGCAAUGAACCUGAACCCUGACGUCAAUAAAUGAUGAGCGCAUUGUUUUUUAUUUCAGCAGUGAAAAUUAGUGAAGUAUUGUGAACGCCUCAGUUUAGAGGAAACUAUAACAUCUGUUCAAUUUCCAGACAUCAGAAAGAGAAGUGGAGUCCUGGUAUUUCCUCCCAUGCUGCACUUCAUCAGCUGUAGUCUAAACUGGAUAAAGCAGGAAUAUUGUGUGUAAAGCAGAAACAUAUUCAUUAUGGGAAUCUGCCAAAUCUGCAAGUUCUUGAUUUAAUGUUUUAGGCAGAUGCAUCUGGUCUCCCUCAUCUUCAGACUGAUUUUGUCGGGCAUGAUUGAGGUCAGGCCAAUCACAAACGUUUAUCUCAUAUGCGCCCGCUUCGAGAGCCCGGAGGUGUUUUCACGAAUAACCAAGAUGGCUGACCUGAAAGGCUCUGACGCUGCGGUUGAACUUGUAUUAAACUAACUGGACGGCAGCUGAAGUAACAAAUAAAUACACUUAGAUAAUGUCCUACCAGAUACUUGCCGAUUAUAUUCAACUACAAAACCAAAUGUGAAUGAAAUUUCCAAAGUCCAGGUUUUGUAAGUGUAGCAUUUAGCAGAUUUAUGUCUCCACCCCUUUAAAAAGUCUCAUAGAAAUCAAAACAAUCUUCUUUACUGUGUGAUACUUUUUCAAGUAGAAAAAGUGAGAAUACAAAGUCUGGAAAUAUUACCUCAACUUGAACAUGAAGAUAUCAACCAAAAAUCACAUGUUGUUUGUCCUUUGUGGCUGUAAUGUUACUUGUGUUUUUUUUUUUUAAUAUUUGGUCAUUAUUGGUGUGAUGAACUUACUUGCAAGAUACACUGUUUUCUGAGGACAGCACUCCUCAUUAUUACCUGAUAUUAUGGCGUUACGCCGAUGAUGUUGCGCUGUAUCCUAGUCAGUUCGGUGCAAUAAAAUAAAUAAUAAAACUGCCAUAGAGAGAAAAAAAGUAAGUUUUCUGUAGAAAGCGUCUUGCUUGUGGAUUAUGUCUGAAAUUACACACUGAUCUGCGGAUGUUUCUGCUGACAGAGAGUUAUUACAUACACCGAUGAAGAUCGAACAGAGCAACGACAGACGACAGUCAUGUUUCAUUUUCAUGUCACAUGUAUUGGUUCAUGUUGGAGCUGUUAAGUCACACACUCGGAUGCUGUCACCAAGUCAAGAGGGAGCUAAAUAUUCCUUUAUUAAAAAAAAAGAAUAUUGAUAAUAAAAGGGUAAAUAAUCACAGAGGCACACAGAGGAACAGGCUACGAUCAGGUCAUGUUUAAACAGCUUGACUCAUCAAUAACUGUAUUCCAGACCUGGAAAUUGCCCUGAGUACAGUAAUAUACUGUAUUUAAAGUAUAUAAAAUCAUGAAAAAUGCAGUCUCAUUGUAUGACAUAUUAUUACAUGUGAAUCUGAUCAUUCAUACUUCUGUAAGAUGGCAGUACCUGACAGGCCUCCUUAAAAUCAAACAUUUUAAUCCACAGAUUUGUGUUUUUUGAGAGGUGAACUUGCUUGGACUCAAGUGCCACAGACAGGGUAGAGAGGUGAUUUGCAAGAUGUGAUACACAUUCAUCUUUGUUUUCAUGGGUUUUGCUGACAUUAAGUGUAUGUCAUUGAAUUUCUCCUCUGUAUUUAUUUUUGAAGUUGUGGGUAACCCUGGAAACGCUGCUCCAUGGCAACACAGAGUUUGUUGCGGGCGUUUCAAGAAAUACCUGGACAUCUGAUCUAUCAGGUGCCACGUCGUCGAGCUUGGUGGCGCAGGAGGGCGGGAGGGUCCUGAUGCUGGGUUUGAGACGGGAAGCUGUAUUUAUGUAAUUGACAUGUGUAGCAGCAGCAGCAGCAGUGUAGCCUUGCAGCUGGUCUGAUCUCUCUAAUCCCGGCCCCGGAGACUCGAUUUGUUUGUUUUUUUGGUCACAUUUGUAUAGCAGUGGCUCCAGCCCUGUCCCAUCAGGCUUAAUGAAUAAGCUUAUUGCUGUGUUUCGUAACAUGAAAAAACAUCUACCAUGUAAAGAUUUAUUGUGUUGUCAGUGGAGGACUGCCGCUGAUGAAGACUCACUAUAACUGUCAGCUGUUGUGAUGUCUGGAACGUGAGUACUUAUAAGACACUCCUCAUGCAGCUUUCCUCCACGUCUGGUGUUUUGGACCUCUUCAUAACACCUUGUGCAGACUGCUGGAUUAAAAUCUUCAUUUCUCUGCCGUUAGCUUUGAUGCUACUACAAAGUCCAAAUCACGAAGACAUCCUGAAGGUGUGUUUGUGUGCGUGUGUGUGUUUGUGUGUGUUACCUUUAAAAGCACAGCAAGAAGAAUCAAAAGGCUGUGGUUGGUUGAUCAAACAUUCAGAGUUGGUCUUUCCUCUCUGGCUCAACAACACCGGAAACCUCGAACUGACUGUAAUAACCCGACCGUGCUGAGAACUUGAUUCUGAUUGGUUAUUGUGUGGCUUCAUAUAUAGUAACUGUCUGUUUUUAUGCUAUGUCAGUUAAAAAGCCUGCUUGCUGUACCUCAUCCUUCACAAAUCACUGCCUUUUUGCAGACAUAUUAAAUAUAUACAGUAAAGUUUUGAAGCAUGAGAAUUUCUUAGAUUGGAUAUGCCAUGAAGAUAAUUUUGCUUUGGAUGAUUUAGAAAUGGUGUCCACUUGUCCUGCUUUUUGCAGUCAGACUGCCUUGUUUCCAAGACUUUCAGCACUGUCUGCAGCACGUGUCAUAGAAGCAUUAAAGCUGGUUGUCUGCACCAGAUUUGAUAGUUUAAAUCAUCAGUUUACAGAUGAUCUUUGCAUUGUCAUGUCACUGUUUCUGCACACAAGGAAAAGCCUCUCUGAAAUGCUGGUUCGCAUAUCCCUAAUUUUCCCUAAUGAACCAUUAAUCAGUACAUUUAAAGAAGAUUCUGCUCACUUUUUUUUUUACUAAUAGUCAGGAGUUAUAGAUCAGCUUUGACAAGUUUGAUCCUAAAGUGAAUCUGAAUUAGUCUUGUCUUGGUUCAAAUGUCAUCUCUUUUUAUCAUUUUCGAGGGAUAAAUGAAACAUGUAGUGCUCAGGUGAGCAGGGUCGACAGUAAUGCGUGCCCAACAGCUGUUUUAAAAAUAGCCUUUCUGUCUCUGUGUGGAGUGUUCACGUCGCGUGCAGCCAUUGAAGGGCAGCUGAGCGGAAAAAGCCAAACAACAAACGCCGGGCUGAGGGAAACGAUGUGAACAUGAAUGUCUUGCCCUCUGUCCCACUCUCUCCCUCUCUGUCUCUAUCCUCUUUACUCGCUCGCCCCCUCUCUCCUCCUCCUCUCCUCCCUCGGGCCCUUUCCUCCCCUCCUUCUUCCUGACUGACAUUUCUGUAAUGACACUGUCUGAGCUCCACAGGCCCCGCUUCCAUCCCAUCCCUAGCUUACUGUGAGCCACACGCAGGGCCAGCUUGUCACACCGAGAGCCCGCCUGGCACGCCUCACAUCUAUAUCAGACCACUAAAUGCCAAUAAGGACAACUCAGCUUGAUUGAGAAAGUAAGCACCCUCGAUCUUGUGGGCUCCUCGAUUCUGUGGGCUCUGACGGGGAUAAAGUGGUACAUUGCCAAAGGGUUUAUUGGACAAACUCAUCCGCCAGUUUUAGGACUUGGAUUCUGCUGAGAAGUAGGUUAAGCCCCACAUCUUCUUUAUAUUUGGGCAGGGGUAUUAUGAAGAGGAGGGGCUCAGAUUAACUCUUAUACCUCACCGUUCUAGUCAUAGACACAUUUAGAAGAAGAUAAAUUUAUCUACACCUUUUAAAGUAUAAACGUGGCUAAACACCAUGAGGAAACCUCGUCUCAGAGGGCAACUUUUCAAGAAAGACUGUGAUCAUUUUCUCUGCUUUGGUUUGUAUGCAUACAUGUUUGUGUACAUGAAGUGUAUUCAUACCAUACUGCACAUGGCUUUAAAUGUACUUCACUCUUGUGAUGUGUCUGCUAGCUGAGCUUCUAUAAUUACCACAGCCUGCAGCGCCUCAUGGGGAGCAUAUUAACACACACGAGUGGAGGAGCAAGAACCAGAGCACAUGCACAAGUUAUACACAGGCUGUGUAUGUGUGUGUGUGUGUGUGUUAGUGUGUUGCAGUGUAUACGACUGCUGAUGUGUGCAUCUGCUGAAUAAUAUAUGUGAAAAGAAAAAUGCAUCCCUACUCAUGUGAUCUAUAAUGCAUACAAUGUCUAUAUCUGGACUGGAAAUCUUUUUUUAACUCGGUGCCAAACUGCUAUUUGCGCCUUGAAUGAUUUGAUAAACACAAUUAGAGCAGAAAUAAAUGAGAAAAGUGAGUGACUGUAAUUUUGUCUGUUACCUGUCACUCUGCAGUGUGCUUUGGUUCCAUCCUUAUACAUCUUCCCUCUCAGUGGAUACUUAAAUACAGUGGAUAUAAAAAGUCUACACACCCCUGUUCUCCCAAAUCUCUCAAACGCAUGUGGGAAAAUGUCUUAUGGUCUGAUGAAACCAAAGUUGAACUUUUUGGGCAUCAUUGCAAAAGGUAUAUUUGGCGCAAAAUCAACACUGCUCAUCACCAAAAGAACACCAUACCUACAGUGAAUCAUGGUCGUGGCAGCAUCAUGCUUUGGGGCUGUUUUUCUUCAGCUGGAACUGGUGCCUUAGUCAGGGUGGAGGGAAUUAUGAACAGUUCCAAAUACCAGUCAGUGUUGGCACAAAACCUUCGACCUUCUGCUAGAAAGCUAAAGCUGAAGAUGAACGUCAUCUUUCAGCACAGCAAUGACCCAAAGCACACAUCUAAAUCAACAAAAGAAUGGCUUCACCGGAAUGUGACUGAGGCUUUGGAAUGGCCCAGACAGAGCCAAGACCUGAAUCCCAUGGAACAUUUGUGGGGUGAUCUGAAGAGGGCUGUGCACAGGAGAUGUCCUCGCAAUCUGUCAGAUUUGGAGCAGUUUUGCAAAGAAGAGUGGGCAAAUAUUGCCACAUCAAGAUGUGCCACACUGAUAGACUCCUACCCAAAAAGACUGAGUGCUGUAAUGAAAGCCAAAGGUGCUGCAACAAAGUAUUAGUUUAAGGGUGCAUAUUUAUGCAACCAGGUUAUUUUAAUUUUUCUACUUUACAUUUUUCCCCUUAAAGGUUUCAGUUUGUUUUUCGGUUGCAUUGUACAGGUUAUAGGUCACAUUAAAGGUGGAAGAAGUUGUGAAAAUAUUUAUCUUGCUGUCAUUUUCUUACAUCACUAAAACCUGGCAGUUGAACAGGGGUGUGUAGACUUUUUAUAUCUACUGUAGAUACUGUGAUUUUGAGCUAAACAAGCGUCUUCUUGGUCUUCAUUCCUCACUUGUGGACUGACUGUGAUCAGCCCUGUUAGCUAAUCGGUUUAGCUCUAAUACGGAUGGAAAAGUUUGAGUUUAUGUCUAAGUCCGUGAGAAAGGGACAUUUUUCUGCUGUUGUAUUCCUUAAGAGCUGGUGCUUAUUGGUCCAUUUUGACUGUACUUUGGUAUUUCAGUGUAAAGCACUCUGAAACUAUUAUUGGUCAUUGUUUUAGAAAUGUCUUUGUACAUGGAUAUUUGUCUGUUACACAGAUGCUGAUCCAAAAAAGGGAAAAGAGAUGAUAACCCUGAUGGUGGCUGUACAUUGCGUUCAGUUCAUGUACAGUGCAUGUACAGUGUGUGCUCAGCCUGCAGUGUCUUGCUCCCUUAAGCUGUAACCUCACAUAUUCAUCUGACCUUUCACCCCAGAGAGCAACAGCACAGCAGACCCACAGCUUCAUAGUUUCAAGUAAGACUCAGCUGCCCGCCACCACCACGCUCACUUGAUCCCAUUUAUCCUGGAUGUGGAAGGAGGAGGUGGAGUAUUUGCAAACAUGAGAUAAUUUAAAGCAAGAAGACUUCAUAAUGUUUUCUGUUAUCUAAGACUCGCUGCUGUUUUGUAUUAUAUCUCUGCACGCAAUCCCAUAAAUCAGGCUCUGGAUUAUCAGGUGCAUACAGUUCAGAGGGAGACCGGUCCAGCCAACCAGGCGCUCUGUCUGCUCCUCCUUGUCGACUCUGCACUGAUGAUAAAGAGAGGAACGGGAUAGAAGGAUUGUUGUGGUGCGGGCAGAAUCCUCCGGUAGUGGUGAACAGUCAUUGUUAUGUAAUUUCCUCUGAGCGCGGAUUGGUCAGGCUGAGGGUUGUCGGUGGGCUCAGCACAGUAAUCUCACCAGCAUUAUCUGUCUCUGAGAAUCAGCGCUUGUUGUGUGCAGGAUUCACUCAUCCAUGCCAGCCUUUGUAAAAGCAACCAAUCAGUUAGGCUGGCCUGUUUCUAUCUCAGGAAAACAGUUUUGUCCUCUCGCAUGGAGUCAACACACUGAGGACCAGCGCAUGUGUUAAUGUUAAAUCAACCGCUGACCAGCUGCCUCCAGGCUGACUGGUUUUAUGGGACUGCAGUUAGUCCCAGUUUUUCACAUCACGAGACUUUCUAUUCAGAAAAAAAUCCUAAAUAUUUUUCAUUUUGAAAUUAACUGAGAAAUUCAGACUCCAUCUCUGAUAUUAAUGGGUUAAUGAAGUUUUUAUUUUUCAGUCAAAGGAAUUCAGAUGUUUUAAAAACUGAACUUUGACCAAGCUAGUAAUAAGCUAGUAUUGACUUGACUUAGCUCUUUUAUGAUGUACUCGGUAAUAGCUGGAUUUGGUAUGUGGUGUAUUACUUGAGGAAGUAGACAGGAUUAGUCAUCAUCAGUUUGAUUCAGUCCGUAUUAUAGCUAUGUGUCGUUCGCGAACGAUUUGUUCAAAAGAACAAAUCUUUUAAGUGAACAUACUGAAUCUAAUCACUCGAGGAAGUAAUUCGGUUCAUUUCUCACUUAAGUCGAGCUGAAGUGAGAAACAGCAUUGUCAGGCCAGCAGCUGGCGAACGAGGGACCGCACUUUCUGGAAUCAUUUUUGUCAGACCUUUUUUAUUUACUGUUAAAUUGCCACCACAACAACUUCCAUACAAUAGGACACAGCAUGUAACAAGUAGUGCAUAAAACCCACAGCAUCCUAUCAUUGCAGCAGUUUGUGAGGGAACGGUGCAUGUUCAGUGUAAGUUCUUCUAAACGUUCAGUGAACGAAUCACUCACUGACCCCAAUUUACCGAGCAGACCUGAUAAAUAGCAUACCAUAAGACAGUACACUUAAAACAUCAUGACUUAUAAACAAGUUCAUUUUUACAAACCUGUUUGCCAAAGCAACACAGCCAAACACUCUCGUCUCCCGGUCCCAGAAGCUAUGAAUUGAACUGAAUCCUGAACUGUUCAGCUGUGUAUCAGUUCAGGAACGAAUCUUUUGAACAAAUCUUUUUAGUGAACUGAUUCUAGUGAUUCAGUACAUCUUAAAGAACUGCCUUGCCCAUCACUACCAUACUAAAAGAGUGAAACCUCCUAUAGAUGUGUUAAAAUUGUCUCUGUCCCGAUUAAGACCUUUACUUCACAAAUCAUUGGUUGUCAGUCGAUCAAAGAUGCUGAGUAAGGCCUUUGUAGAUAGUUUAAGUUACUCUACAAACUAUUUUCAACUUUAUCAUAUUAAUUGUUCUAGAGGAUGCUGGUCCAGGCUCCCUCUGAGCCCUCGACUCCACUGUUGUAACUCUAAUUGAUAGAGAAUACAAGAGUCGAAAUUUUAAAAAGUUGAUAUUUUUACUUUAUUCAUGUCGACUUUAAUCUUGAAAUUUUGACUUGAAUCUCAAUAUUUUAACAUUUUUAACUCAAAAUUUUGAGAUUGUUCCCGACAUUUAGUAAUCUCGAAGUUUCAACUCUAAUCUCGAAAAUUCAAUUUUCACUCUUGAAAUUUCGACUUUGUUGACAUAAUUUCGAUUUUUUAUUUUGGCCCUCAUUUGGCCCUAAUCCUCUUUCCUAAUUAUUGAUUAAAGGAGUAAGAGCAUUAUCUCAUGGCCAAAGCUUUAAGUUUGUUAAACGGAAAUUGUUAAACAUGAAAUUCAGCAGAAAAAUCCCUUCAGUAUGUUGUGAGCGAAUUAAAAUGUGGAGUUUUUAUCCACUAAAGACAGUUUCUGUUUUUAAGUCCGAAGUCAAGCGUCUUCAUUUUUGAACAUAGAUAAAGAUUCUACAACAACACAAAGGAUGUUUCACUAAGUAAACAUGUUGCUUUUGCAGCUAUUUAAACACUGUGCAGUAUCAAUACACAGUGCACAUUCACAAGACGAGCUAAAGGCUCAGGUGACAGUGUAAAUCUCUGCUUUUGUGCCUUUGUCAUCGAGUCAGAUGAAGCCACAUGAUAGCCUCAUAACUGAACAUGUCAGCAUACUGUACCACUUAUCAGACAGCCACAGACUCUUAUUUAUUUUUGUGGUAACUGUAGAUGUGAGUGUGUGUGUGUUUGUGUGUGUGCGUCUGCUUGUUAGUACCUGGCUGCUGCAUGCGAUGUCAGAUUGUAAAAGUAAACCACUUCAAGCUGCGAUGCUGCUUUUUCUCUUAUUAAUGCGAGGACACAGGAGCUGUCAGUGCGGCUGUUCCGCUGCUGGUGAAAUAGUAAUGAGUGUGUAUAACGGAGCAGAGCCAGUGUGGUUUACACCUCUGCUGCUCAGGGAAGGAGAGGGCAGGGCAUCGUCUGACCCACCGAUAGUGUUUGUGUGUUGGUGAUGGAGACUGGACAGCAGGCCAUGGAAAAGAACUGGGGUAAAGCUGAUCUUAAACACUCUGUUCAGACUCUUUUUACCUCUGAAGUUUGAAAUAGUUUAAAUGAUUACUAUUUCUUCAGCCAGAAAUGAUCUGGAGUAUUUUCAACACAUAAAGAAUUUCUGAAAACUUCAUCAGGGCGUCAGUGUCUCUUUCUGCUGUACAUCGUGUUGGGGUAGACAGCCAUAGUAUUUUAUAAAAACCUCCACAGAGUUUGUCAGUUUAAAUAGAUGAAGCAUGGAGUUAGUGAUGUAAAGAUGGUGUUUGCUCUGAAAGAAUAAGAGCUUUAAGAUUGGGACACUGUGUGAUUUAAAGUUGAAAUCUCACAAUUUAUUCAAGAAAAACAUUCAUCAGCCACAUUGAUAUGCGAUGAAUCAUUUGGAAAGAACAAAACAGCAAACAGUCUCUGCUUUCAGCGUCAUAAAUCAUAAGACUAGAAAUAAAAAUCUUAGAGUGAAGGUUAAACGAAGAACUCUUCUUUUUUUAACCAUUCAAGCCAUUUAAAUUAUAACCUAUAAAGUUUGAUUCACUUGUUACUUCACUUCAGUGACAUAUAAAUCCCUUUUUAGGUUUGUGAAUUUAGUCUUUUGUACAUUUUAGAAUGAAUUAUACCAGUUAUUACAGAGUUUGGAAAUUAAAUGUACGACUGUGAUCAAGUCAGAGUGGUCCAAAGAUCGACAAAUCAUGACUGACUUGUGAUUGUGGAUCAUUUUUAGCUUGUCUGCCUGUCUGUUGCAUAACAAGCAGCAGCAGCGUGGCUUAUAGCCAAGCAGUGACCUGCACACUGUGAAUGGACACAGUAUGAAGCAGAUCGAGGCACAGAGCAGCAUCCCAACAGGGGGUCAAGUAAAGAGAUGUUCUCCCAGCAGAGGUAAAUAAAGCAGACAAGAAGGUCAGCUCAAAUAUUUUGGGACUCAGGGCCAUAAAUAUUUUAAAUGAUUAUAAAUAAUGAUCAUCUCAUCCUUUAAUCUUAGUAUAAAGAGCUUUCCUGAUAUAUUUGUGACUCCUUUCUAUCUGAGGUGAUGACUCUGAUCGUUUAUCAACAGAUAAACUCUGAUGGGAGGAAAUUUCCACUUGAGGAAGAUGUGAUCAGAGUAGAAAAUGGAAAGGCUCAGAUUUCAGCUGCUCUGCUUCUUGCUUUCGAAAUGUGAUUUGAAACUUUGAUUAAAGUUGAAUGACUCCUGAUCUGUGUAGGAAAUUGAGGGUGGCAGCUAAAUGGCAGAAUGACAACAAACUGUCUGUCUCUGUAACUUUCCAGAGUUUGCUUUUAAAUCUGCUACCUGCUGGCUCUUGGCAUUUGUGCAUUAUUUGAGUCUCCACAAAUCAAUAUUUCUGAAUAAGUUAAAAGUAAGUGAGAUAUUUAUUUUAAAAAAACAUCUAUUCACAGAUCCAACAAAUCUUUUGGUGUCUGAGUAUUGCCCAAUGAUGUUUCUGCCAGCUUUGGUGAAUGCAAUAAUAAAAAAAGUUUGUAUGGAGAGUAAAAACAGGAGGAGGGUGAUUCACCAUGACUGCAGCUCAGCUUCCACCAACAGUGAUUUAUUUUCAUAAAUCAGCCAAAUCUGUACACCAAAGUGGAGCCUUGGUGUUACUUACUUUUCACAGUGAAUCUUAGACUCAGACUUGUCUUGAAUUGAUCAUUCAUACAACCUACAAAAAUAUUCUGAUAUCCCUCUGUGGUGUUAUAAAGAUUAUAGGUGACCAUAAAGAAGUCUUGUGUGGUGUUGUGGUGAGGGACUGAGCAUCCUUUGCUGUAGCGGCUUAAAUAGUCUUUCGUUGCUGUUUGACAGUUCUUAGCUGGGCAUGUUAGACUUGUUUCAUAAUGAAUUGCGGCUUUGCUUGUUUCCACAUGAGCUUGCAGGCUUGUGAUCUGCUGACCUUUGGAAUUUCGGCUGUAGAGAGAGCGAGACUUUCUUGCUAAGCAAACAGUUCAGGUAUUUGAAUCUACACUGCUCUCUCUCUCUCUCUCUCUCUCUUCCUUCUCUCUCUUUCUCUCUGCCAAUAUUUAACUAGUGCUGUAUUUGGGAAUUCCCCUGCUGUGUCUUUGUGUAUGUGGCGACAUGUUUACAGGAGUGUGUCUGCAGCAACAAGGCAAGAAUAACAAUGUCUGCUCACGCCCACUCUUGUUUUCUGCGGGCCCAGAAGAAUGCUUGACAUUGUGUUAAUUUUAGACAUUUUGCAUCACAAACGGGUAAUUUUAACAGAUCUAACUAUCUGCUAACAAAAUCACCACGGCCUAACGUCGGCUCUUUAAGAGCCAGCAUCCUCAGCCAUCUGCGCCAUGACUCAUUUGACUGUCAUUUCACACCAUUUAAAGGCCGCGUUUGGAAGUCUCCCCCUCAGCCUCGCCCCGGGAUACCAAACCUCCCCCCUCUGGCUGUGUCCCCUGGUGGGUGUGGCUUGAGGAUUGAGAUUGGACAAUGCUGCAACAAUAUGCCAAACCCCCACCCUCCAUGCAUCAUUACAUUCUUACUACACCCCCACUUCAUUAUCCUCCCCAGAGGUUUUUGGCUCUUAAGGACAGGAUAGGGUGGAGCAUCUGUUCUCUGAGUACUUCCUUUCAGCAGCGGCCCACCCUCUCAAUCAGUCACUUUUAAUACACCCUCCCUGCAGGUGUUUUCUCAAUCACUGCCAUCAACACAAACACACACAAUAGACACUCGACCAUAUUAAUUCCUGAUCUUUGUGUGUACUUGCAGGUGAAAAGCAAGGACCCCGAGCCCAGAUCACACUCAGCAGACCCUGUGAGAUGCUUAGAGACCAACUGAAAGGUUAGUGUGUUUUUAAUACAGAGGCAUGCACAGAAGACUGGCUGAAUGAAGUGGUUUUAUUUUCAGAGCAUUCAGCCACAGCCGUGUGAGGGAUCAUGAGAGCUAUAAAAUGACCUUUUGGGAAGAGAAAAGAACUGUUUUUCUGACAGUCUAGCGCUGACCUUUUGGUUUCCCUCCAACCGCUGUGGCCCGACAGUCCUGAAACUUGAACUCCAGUUCUGCUCUCGAGUAUGGAUUACUGCCUGAUGGUGUGAUUGUGGAUUUGACUGCUCAGCCUUGUGAGAAAGUUGAGGUUAAAUGUCUGAUUAUUUUAAUUUUGUUGUAUUUGUGUACUAAGAUUAUGAACAUAUGGUCAAAACUGUUUCCCAUCUCUUUGGAAACAUUGAAUAUCUGCCUCUGUCUGUGUUAUGAUGAGGAGUGUUUAUUAGCUGAUGAAGGAAAAGCACAGCUGUGCAGAGCAUUUACCCCUGAGGUGGAAAAAUAGGUCAGUAAUGUUAAUCUGAUAAAUACAAUCAACAUUUCUCAAUUAGAGUUCCUCUGAACGGUGUGGAUGUCUAAAUGAGUUUGAACAUAUAAAGAAAGAUCCUAUAAUCUUCCAGGUUUUAUUGUUUUAUUUCAUGUGUUUUCGUCUGUUUAUUAUAAUAUCAUACCGCCACAAUAUCAGACUCAAUUUUAACACUAAAACUUCUCAAGAAACUAAAGUUUUAUUAGGGACCCGUUCAGUUUCCCAGGGCACACUCAAACCACCAUCAGCAGAUUGUAGCAUCUCAUUUCACUGAAAACUGAUCACCAAAUUGGCUUUCUAACAAUUGUUUUAAGAAAUUUUCAAGCAAAAUGGUCUGGUUUCUGUGAGGAUUUGAUUUGUUUCUCUUUUUUUUUAAUGAUAAAAUAAAUAUCUUUGAGUUGGAGUCAAAGUAUUUCUGUCAGUUUAGGGGAAAAUGGUGUUUUACAGAUAAGAUAAGAAGAACUUGAUUCAUCCCUGAGGGUUAAUUCGAUAUUAAAUGUAACACUCUGAUAUUAUUAAUCGCACAUAAAUGAUAAUCUAUGGUGAUGUAUAGGACACAGUGUGCAGAGACUGUAUGUGGGCUGGUGAUACUAUUGACAUGCAGAGAACUGAUUGCUGAUUUCAUACAAAGGGAUUUUCUCUUGUGCAGAAACGGUGUGUCCUACUUACAGAGACACCACCGCAGCCGAACCUGCUGUUCCCAGCUGGUGCUGCUUUGAAACACAUCCCCCCUCCUCCUCCUCCUCCUCCUCCUCCGUAUUCCUCCUUCUCUUCUCCUCUCCGCCCCUCCUCUCUGAGUCUGUGCAGAAGGCUCCACCCACUCCUGCAUCCCCUCACACCCCCCUCCUUCCCUCCUCCUCUGCUCUUUGAGCCGCGUCCUCUCUGCGUCAGACGGCUCCAUUCAUGAAAAGUGUGACGUGAGCAGGUCUUCAGCGACUCGGUGACGCUGCCGGCCACCCACUCACGGCCCAGGUGCUGCAGGAGUUGGAGGAAUGUCUGUCAUCCUCCUGCCUCUGUCUCCCUCUCUCCCACUGCUUCUUCUCGCUGUUUUCCUCCAUCCUGACCGCCAGUUCAGUCUCUCUUUCCCCUGGCUGCUUUUUUCCUUUUUUUUAUCCCUCCAUCCCUGCCUCAGAGCUGAGAGAGGACCAUGAAUCUGAGCUCUGUCUGCUGUGAGUAAUCUGCUGAUGCUCUGUCUUUCACUACCUCUGAUAUGAAUGUACUUUCACAUCUUCCUCUGUUAUAGUUGCCUUUGUCAUUUUCCCCAGUCUGUACUUGCUAACGGAGCCUGUCCUGUGAGUGUGUGUGUGUAAGUGUGUGUUUGUAUUUGAAUCAGCUGUUUGCUCAGUAGCAGUGCGGCUGCAGGAGUGUGUAUCUAGCUGUCGUGCGUCGGUGCGUGCAGGAGCUAUUUUGGGCUCAGCGGUGAUGCUGCUGCUGUUUUUUCUUUUUUUUUUUUCUUUUUUUUUGAUGCAGUGCUUCUCUGUGCCCUCUGAAGGACAGGUUGAGUUGUAGGUGAAGGUAUAGACCAGUAGAACCAGCCCUCUCUCUCCUGAUGUAGCAGCCAAAUCCUCCUCUGAGGCAUUAUUACAGCACACAGCGGUCAGAGAUGAGAGACUUUUCUGGGACACACGUGUAUUGUGCACAGCCCAGUUAUGUCAGUAUAUGUGCACAUAACACUCUCAUUUUCAGGGGUCUCAUUUUGUCUCCCGUGAACUGUCUCUUCCUGCUCCAGCAUCCCUGACUUCUUCCCCUCCACUUUACAUCUGCAUCCCUCUUUAUUCACUCGGCUCGGCAGCGGGGAAGAUGUGUGCGUAAGUGUGUGUGAGAGUCCACCUCUGUCCUCUGCUGCUAAGCAUGUUUAUGUAACCGCACUGGAUGAGUAGCCGGCAGCCGGGCUUUGAAAGAGAGGAGGAGGGGAGAGCUCCAUCCAUCCAUCCAUCCAUCCGUCCAUCCGUCCCCUCAUCCUGCUCUGGAGUUUGAAAUCAUGGUUGCAAAGUCACAUCCAUGAGGAGUUUGCAGUAUGGAUCUUUUUGCCUCUUGAGUGUCUGACUCCAGCUGCUUUAGGUUCAAGAUCUAAUAUUGAAACGUAGAUGAGAUGCAUGCUGGGAUAUAAUGAACCUAGGAGCUAAUAGAGGCACUAAUGUGUAUUGAUUUUUUGGCUCUCUGCUGUGGCAGAGUGUCUUCAGGCAGAAAAGAAGAGUUUGUUCACAAAGCCCACUUCCUCUUGUUAAACUCACCUACCCCACUUUCCCCCCCGUCAGUAGAUUUGUGUAUUUUCAUACUGCAGCCGUCAAAGUGGUGUCAGUCGCAGCCAGGCUCUCACAAUAUGCGUAUUGGUCUGUUGUGUCACUUUUUGUGUGUCUGCUUCUCUCUUCGCUCCUUGUUGUUGGCGGAACAGGCAGGCCGUCCCUAUUAAAAGAGCACAAGGGGGAUUGUUGUGGCAGCAGCUGCUCUGGUGUGCAGCGUUGAGUGUGUGUGUGUGUGUGUGUGUGUGUGUGUGUUUGUCUCUGUCUGUGUCUAAAUGUGUGUGUCUGUGCUGCUUUCUCCGAGCCGUGCGGGGCAGACAGGCCCAGUUCACAUGGAGCCGGCUCCUCUUGUGUCCUUUGUUGUCGCUCUGGGAGUCUUUCCCAUUGGAGCGUGGACGGUACAGUAUCACGCCGUGAGCAGCCACAACAGCAACAGAAGAGCAUUUUUUUUUUUAGAUCUCCUUUUGUCUGUUUCUCCUUCAUCCAUCUCAUCUCUUUUCUGUUCCAGGCCACAAAACCCAUCCUAACCCUCCAUGUCUGUUCCUCCCUAAUCUCCUUUCCUUCCUUCCCUCUCUGAGCCCUUCUCUCCUCUCACUGUCUCCUUGGCCUCUCCGUCCCUCCCUGUCUGUUUGCAUUCAUCAUCUAUCCGGAUGAAUCUGGUUGGAGCUCAUAAACAGAGCUCUCUAGAGCUUUAUCAUUAAGCAGUGCAGGAACAAAGAGUCAGCUUGACUGAAAAGGCCGAUUUUUGUAGCCCUGCGAGCUCUUCAGAGCGGAGCGUGCGUGAUAGUUGCAGAUUUUAGGAGGCCGAGUGUCCUGGUUGCAGCGCCGGCUGCAGCCUCAUUGAGAGUGAGGCUGGGAGAACGAAGCUGGAGGGGGAACGUGUGACGUGUCGAUGGCGCACACUCUUUUCUCCAGUUAUUUAUUUUUCUCGGUUCUGGCUGGUACUGGCUGAAGCUAUUUGAAGCACAAGUUACAUUCAUGAAUGUUUGAAGCACUAGAGACUCACACGGGUGUCUCAGAUGUGUUAAAAUAUUGGUUUAUAACUUUAAAACUUGUUAACUUAGCAGUGAAAACAUGAUUCUGAAUUGAUAAACUUACUGACAAACCAGAGAAACUCACCAAGUCUGUGCCUUGAUGAAGAUGAAGCUGAUGUGGAGCUCACACUCUGAUAUUAUCCUCCUGUCUGUCUUUUGCUUGGCAGUUAAAUUCAUCUGACUUACAGCUCUCAUCCUCCUCUCUGAAAAGUUCAGCCUUCACAACAAGAGCAAAACCAUGAUUUGAAGCUGAGAGUAUGCUUAUGCAGUUACAGACCUUUAUAGGGGUGGGAGAAAAAAUAGAUACAGCAUGGUAUCACAAUAUUUUGUCUGGUGAUAUAUCGUCUCAUUUACCAAGUAUUUUUUUUUUUAAUUAAUUGUUUAUAUGAAGUAAAAUCUAUGAUAAUGGAAAAAUUAAAUCAACUGUUUGUCCAGUGAAGUUGGCAGAGGUGACAUCAUAGAGCAGGAGAAAGUUAGAACAACAAAUAUAUAAAAGGUUUGCAAGAUGUGCUACAUGAAAAUAAAAUUUAGCGUAAAAAAGACAAACAUAAAGAAAAGACAAAUGCUGAAUUAGCUAAACUGUUGAAAAAAUGGUAGAAAUCGCAUUAUAUUGUAUCACAAUACUCACUUUGUUGCAAAAUGUUAAAAAUAGCAACAAUAUCGUUUCGUGGCCCAAGUAUAAUGAUAAUAUCGUAUUGUAGUGAUUCCCACCCCUAGUACAUCAGAUACUUAGUAUACCGUAAAGCCGACCUGUUUCUACUUUUCUGCUCAGCUUUAGUGUUCGAUACUUUUCUCCUAGAGAGGAAAAAUCAUAUCAGGCAAUAACUAAGCUUUUAAGGUGUAACAACAGCCCAUGGAUUGGUUGAACAAUGACCCACUCAAAUCAGUAAUAAGUCUAAACCUUGUUUGACAUCAUUUUUUUAAUAUGAGUUUUAUUCUAAGUUGAGACAAAGAGGAUGAAAAAGACAUCAGCAGAUCAGACACAUUCAUGAUGCAAACAAUGGCGUUACAUGAUGGAUCACACAGGAAACAAGACAAACAUCGUCAGGCACCUGAAGCACAAACACAGUAUUGAUCCUGCUGCUAAUGUUGGCAUAGAUGAUGAGGAUGCUGCCACCUUCACCUCUGACCACCUUUUCAUCCCUGAAAAUAAAACGCCCAGAUUACAUGCAUGGUUAUGUUAAUGAUUUGAAGAUUACCAGGAGUUGUCAAGUCAAAUCAAUGUUGCUGUUUUUUGCUUUAGGUGAAAUGUAUUGCCAGUGGUAAUUGUAUUGUUACCAGUAUCACGAUCAUUAUUGGUUAAAGUAAUAGUAUUGAUAUUUGUAUCCUGAAGAUACAAAGGUUAGUGGGAUAUUCGUCUGUGGCCUGUUGUUCCUGUUUGAGCCCAGGUGAGUCACUACAGGAAAUCAGAGAAUGAGUAAAGACAGAUGACAGGAAAUAAUCAGCCAUGUUACAGCAGAAGCCAUGUUUUUAUUUUUCUCCUUCAUGGUCAGGCCGAAACCGGCAGCAGAUUAUUAUUUUCACCUCCCUUCAGCUGACCACACAAUCCCCCUCUGGCAGGACUCACGGCCAUGAUAGUGAAGGAAAGCUGAUUUAGAUGUCAGCCCACAUCCCAACAAUCAAAUCAGGCCGGAGCUGCUCUGCGGGCAGAGUCAUCUUUUCCAAGUGUCUGUGUUACAUGUUCAUAAUAGUAAAUAUGUUAUACUGUAAUUCACUGAUAGGAAAAAGUGUCUGCACUGAAGAAACAUACUGAUAACCGGGUUCAACUGUGACCCAGAUCACAGUGUGUAACAUGCAGUUCAGUACAUAGAUUCCUUUGCUACUAACUUUGUAUCUGGACUAAAAUCAAGGGUUUUCUGCGGCUGGUUGGUCCUGCUUUGCUCCACUGUUUGAGGUUAAAAAAGACAAAAACAGUCUGGAGCAGUUAUCUCACCCUCCCUCCAGUGAUAAGGCAAAGGAGCUGACCACUCCGCCAGAGCUGCAUAAAUUCUCUAAAAAGGUCUAGCCAUGACUCACUGUGUUUUAAUCAAAAUCAUAAUUGUAGGUUAGAGUCUGAGUAUUUUGGAAAAUUUGGCUGUACUGGUGCUAAAAGUAUGGUAAAUUUAUGGGGCUAGCAUUUUUAUCCAUCUUCUCAUGAGUCAAAUGGAUGCAGCUUAUUGUCUUGUUUUAAAAAAAAAAAAACUAUAAAUUGCAAAUAUUGCAGUUGAGAGAGAGCAUGUCUGUGCAGUUUUUUUUAUAAUGACAUGAAACACUAUGCCAGCUUUCACUCUGGGACAAGCGUACAAAAAAAACUACCUCCAGGCUUUGCCUCUCCACACCAGAGUGUUGGAUGAGAGCGAGUGUGACUGCUAGCAGAAGGUCAGGAUGGAUGCUGUGUUGACAUGGUAACGUGUGAGUGAUGAGGUGGGAUAGAGCCUAAAUUGGGUCUUUGUUGUUGGCGCAGCUGUCACCUAAAGGGAGGUCCCCCCCAACGGGGCCCAGCAGGGCUUCCCUUAAUGAGGAGCAGAGUGAUGGGGACACAGAUGACGCUGAUGCUUCUUCUUCAGCUAACAUGUAAGCACUAAUGCACCUCCAUAAACUACAGUCUAUGUUGACAGUCUGACUGUCUGUAGCUGCAGAUUCAGUACACUGAAAACAACCAUCAAAACAACCAUAUCGGCUUUUGCUGAGUGUCACAGAAACCCCCCCACCCCCAUCCCCAGUGGAUUGCUGGGAGUAGUGGGAUUAUUGGAUCCUGCCAGACACGCCCCAGGCUUGUGCGUGUAUUUGUGUGUAUGUGCACAUGUGCGUGUGUAAACUCCAGACCCCCUCCUGCACCAGCUGCUGUGUCCACACACCCUCAUAUAAAGUGUUGUACAGUAACCCUACCAGAAAGGCCUGAUCCACAUCUAGAACUGUGUUUAUACUAAAGAAAGACUUCCCAUGAUGCAUUGUGCUAUUGGUCCUUGACAUUAGGUUGCUUUUGGAGGGGCAAGGAAUGAAAGUAAGUGUAUAGAGGGGUAUAUGGAGGGGGAGGGCUGAAUAGGGGCUGUGUUUGUACAAGCUUGUUUCUAGAGGCCUGUAGAGGGAUUAUAGGAUCAGCCCCUGAUAAUUUCUCUCUCUUUCUCUCUGUCGCUCCCUCUCUUUCUUUUUUCCCCUCUGCUGAGUAUCUGGAUUGUUUUAUUCCCCGAGGCAGCAUCCCAACAUGUAACUUAUCUUUUAUUUUUGUAACAUCAACAGAUCGGUGUGUCCUUUUUACGUAAUUAAGGUCACUUUUUGAGAGUCCUGUAAAUGAAACCCUGAGCCUGUCUUGAUGGAGCACAGACAUUAUUCAUUGGAUUCUAUGCCCAUAGAGAUCUUCCAUUAGAGAUUAAUGGGAGAGAGCAAGAGGUCUGUUUCCUUCCCCUGGUGUCAGAUACAGAUGCAGAGGCGCAGUCUAGAUUAGGAAAAAGAUUGGUCAGAAAGAGCUUUCAAACCUCUGAUUUUCAGUCAAACUCUGCUUUGUAGCUAGAAUUAAGGCAAAAUGAUAGUUCUUUAUAUAGCUGGGUUUAUAGUAGCUAGUGUGUGUGCUGACCUGUGUCUUCAAGUGCGUGCUUCUGUCCAGCGGACCGCGUCCACCCACCUUGGCCCACGUCAGAAGCCCAGCUUUGAGAAUCGCCCGUGGGAUGGAAUUACAGCUCGGGCCUCUUCACGAACAGCUCGAUUGUCUCGGCUGUGGAAGGGACGGAUUUAUUGGAUACCUGAGAGAGCGUUCUCUCCUUCCCCUGCACUCUCAGCAACCUGCUUAGAGACAGGCCUGCAUUAUAGAUGAGCUUCUGGCAGCCACUGCACUCUCACAGCGCUCAGGUUACCCCCUCAGCAGAUACAGUAUGUAACAUAUAAGCAGCAUCUGUGUCCAUGGACUGAUGGUCUCAGAUGCAGACCAUGUCGCUGUAGGUCCCAUCAGGGAAUCUACUCUCGUCCCCUUGUCUGUCAUUCCUUUUCAUUGUUUUGAUGGCAAAUAUGGAAAAAGGCAAAGUGCGAUGAAACAACAGCAUGGUUGUGAGAUUAAUUCUAAUGCCAACGUUUGUAUUUGGACUGCCUCUGAUACAACCUUCAAUGCUGUAUCAGGUUUCAGUGAGUACAUCAGUCAGUGCGCCUAUCUGAGAUCAUAAAUUAUUACACACACGCACACACACAAAAGGACAAAAAUAAAGUUUUCUUCUUAUUCUUAAAGGAAGUUGUCAAACAAAAAAAAACUUCAUUCUGCAGAUCGCUGCUUGAUCGGAUAAGAGGGGUCCCCUGAGCUGUGAUUCAGAGUACAGCAGCUCUGGGGUUUGUAACUACAUUUAGCCGUCUGCUUCAGCUGUUCUGGGCACUGUUAAUUAAUGAUACAACAGACAGUCUUUGUCUAGAUUAACCCUCCUCACAUGCCACCAAAGAAAGAGCCAACAGGUUCUGGUUUCACUGCUUACAUAAUAAAGAAACAUAUCAAAUCUAAUGUAAUGUCUAAUGAGGAAGCAAGAGCGCAAAAUGUCCACUAGGAAGCUUAUCUAAGAUGUCCUUGUCAUGAAUCUUUGUUUUGUUGCUUUGUCUGAGAUGUAUGUUUAGGAAAAUAUUAAAUGAAUGAUGAAAUGAAGCAUGUGCAAAUCCAUGCACAAAUCAUACUAGAUUGGGGCUGGGCGAUAUGGCCUCAAAUCAAUGUCACGAUAUAUUGAGCAGUUCACCUUGAUAACGAUAAGUGGACAAUAACUACUCCACAAGCUGCUCACCCCCUCCCACAUUAACUUCGUCUACUUCAGCCAACGCUCCAGCCGCUACAACUUUUGAACCGUCCGCCAUCUUCUCACCUGUCUGUCCCUCUUUGUUGCAGACUGGAUGGUGUGGAGUCACGUCUCUGAUGUAGGAAAGCAUCUUAAAGGGACAUGAGACCAUAGCCUACCUACACACAUCCAAAAACAACUUUUAUUUAUUUAUUUAAAACCAAAUAUACUGAUGUGGGCAAAUUGACGUUGGUUAUUGUCAUUAAUUUCAGUAUAGGUAAAUUUUCGGUUCAUUGCUCAGCCUUAUAUCAGAUCUAUACUGGCUGAGUUUAAGUUCGAUGUUUUCAAAUAAUGAAAUGGUGCUUUUUUUUAACACUGGUAUUAAUUUGGUUCUUAGUAGCUGCUGCUGUUUGAGUUAAUGUAUCAAAAUGGACAUAUUCUGAUGACUCAUUCCUGGUCCAGUGAUUUAAAGCAUGCAUGGUUGGGGUUUGCAGCUUUGCAGCUUUGUAUAGCAGAAAUGUUAUUUGUAUUAGAGAGAUCACAGCUUUGUUGUACUUUGACCUAUGCCAACAGGAAAGGCUGUGCAUUCGUGCCAACUUGUCCCACAGAAGGAAACACAAACAAAGUGUGUUUCAGUUGGACGUCUGUUGGCUGUUGCCCUCUCCCCUUCAGGAAACUUCCACGUAACCAAAACCAACGCACUCCGUCUCCUCCCUACUGGACUUUGAUCUUCUGUUCCCGACUGUACACUCUGUACAGCUUCUCAAUAUCUCCCUCUCUCUCUCUCUCCCUCUCUCUCUCUCUCUCUCUCUCUCUCUCUCUCUCUCUCUCUCCAUCAGUCCUGGUUUCCUAACACUCCCUCAGCACAUGAUUGGAUUUUUAAAGCCAUGUCCUCAUGGGUUUAGGGAAGAUGGGGUAAAGUCAAGUGUCUUUUACGAAGUAUUUGACUCACAAGUCUUUAGCGCUUUUUGCUUUUUUUCCUCCCAAGCCCUCAGAUAGAAUAAAUGACCAUCUGUUUGUCUGACAACAGUGUACUCUACAGCUGAAACAAACUACAACCCAUAUGUGAAGGAUUUAAGUAUCUAUCAAUUUUGGAGCUCCUUUAGGUAGUGCUGGUUUAGUCACUGAAUAGUGGCAUUAAACACAGUACAGACCCAGAAACACUGGCAUGAAAGGAGCAGGAGAUUUUUGAGUUUCUAGGAUUUUCAACAUUUUGCAUCAUAGCACACCAUGGACGUGCAGUGAUGAGUUAACUGUCAUUGUCAAGGCUUUAAAAAGACUGAUGGAGCAGAUCAAACCAACUCAAGAGUCACUAGAUUGCACAAAGUUAUUUAUAGCACAGAAAAAGCAGGAGGUGGACACUGGGUUGUGAGUAAUUUGUCACCCAUUAUAAUCCUUGUUAAUCUGGGUUUGUUAUUUGAACUGGCCCAUUCUCUACUUUGGAACAUAUAUGGAUUUAUCCCAUUUGUUUUGGGUCCUGUUUUUUAGAGGGAUUCUUAAUGAAGAACAGCCCAUGCAGCGUUAUUCACACAUGCAUAAAACUCAUGAAAUCGUCUUUAAUUUUCCAGGUGAUCUGCAUGUGUGCACGUGAACAGCCAUCACUUUGUCCAGACUUUUUUCUCCAUGCCUCCUUGUAUAAUUAUUCACCGGUGAGCCAGCAGACCUCUGUGAGGGACAUGUGUAAACAAACUGCUGUGGAACAUUUUUAGACAGAGCACAUGUGUGAAGGAGGUUUAAAUGUGUUGGUUUGCAAAGACAAAUUAGCAGUAAAAUCCAACAUAUGAAUCCAUGCUGUGGAUCUGUGGAUAAAUUUAUACUGUUAUUUAACUUUGCAGCACCUUAAUAAACAUUUUUAAAUCGUUUCCUUUGAGAGAAAGCUGUCUUUAUAAAAAUUUGAUAAUCGGCGUCUAGACCUUCAGGAAAGUUGAGUCCAGCGGCGUCUUGUGUAACCCCGUUGGCUGCAGCCCUGAGGUGGCUGAGGCCGGCCCUGCUGGUUAAGCAGUGAGAAGAGGCUCUUUAUGCCAGAUGUUUCACUCUCAGCCUUCCUAAUACACAGCAAGACUUUUAAUCCUUGUGAUACUGUUUCUGCCUCACAGAGAACACUGUAAAGCCACGUGUGUGUGUGUGUGUGUGUGUGUGUGUGUGUGUGUGUGUGUGUGUGUGUGUGUGUGUGUGUGUGUGUGUGUGUGUGUGUGUGUGAUGGGUUUAGUCCAACUGAUUCCCAGAAAUUGACCGGAAUUGCAUUAUGCACUGUGCAGUAUCUUUGAUUCAGCAAUAAAUGCACUCAUUUUAUAGGAUUUCCAUCAUUGCUGUGAUUUCACUUUAUGGUUUCAAAUAAUUGUAGUGGUAGAUGUGAGAUGUGAGCUUCCACAACAGGACAUCUAUGCAAAGAAAUGAGUACUGCAUUGUUUUUGUGGGUAAAAUAAUUAGGAAUGGGAGAAAAAAUCGAUACAGCAUACUAUUGUGAUAUUUUGUCUGGUGAUAUAUCGUAUCCUCUCCUCUACCAAGUAUUAAUUUUUUUAAGUAGUUGCUAAUAUGAACUCAAGUCUCUGAGUUUAUCCAGUGAGGUUGGCAGAGGUGACAUCAUAGAGCAGAAGAAAGUUAGUACAACAAAUAUAUAUAAGGUUAGCAAGAUGUGCUACAUGAAAAUGAAAUAAAGCUUAAAUAAGACAAAUAUAAAGAAAAGGCAAAUGGUAAAUAAGCUAAACAGUUGAAAAAAUUGUAUAAAUCGCAAUAUAUUGUAUUGCAAUACUCACUGUAUUGCAAAAUGUUGAAAAUCACUAUAAUAUCGUAUCGUGGCCCAAGUAUCGUGAUAAUAUCGUGUUGUGGGGCCACUAGUGAUUUCCACCCCUAAUAAUGAUGCCCCAUGCAGUUAUAAUGGUAUUUAUAUUGUGUCACAGUGUCUACAGUCAGACAAAUUAGUCUUGUCCAGCUUUUAGAUGUGAAUUUCAUUUUAUUGUCUUCCUUAUGUUGGAUUUCAGCUAACCACUCUGUCCUUCUUGUUCUCCAUCUGUCUCUUAUCUAUGCAGGUGAAUUUCAGCAUUCAGACGAAACAGAUUGGUGUUAGGACGUGCCCCACUCACCAUCACUGGGCAGCCCAUGCACAUGCACGACACCAUGGGUAGCUCCCCCGAGGUGCUCUCGUGGACUUCCUGCCCCAGUCUGCUAGUGGGGAAGCUGAAAGAGGAGCUCAAACUCACCGUGGUUGGGGACGCAAUGAAGAAGUCAAACUCCCCCAACUCCCAGCCUCAGCCUCCACUGGCACCUCCAUCCAACCUACCUCCUCAGAUCAUUACCGACCUGGCCCCGCCCACACACCUGCCCGUUCCCCUGCAGACACCUGGGCAGGAUGAGGACUCAAUGCUGGGGGGUAUAAGUCCCCCAAACAUAGCUUUGAGUGUGGACUCCACACGCAGCGAGGGCGGGCAUUUUGACAACAGCGUGCUCCAGCUGCAGGAGCAGGACAACGAGGAGGCUGUGUCACCUGCAUCCUGUGAGCACGGAUGUGGGAGUGGGAUGGAGGAGCAGAUGGGUGAAGGGGACUGUCCCAUGGACCACAGCGGAGAGGGAAGGCAGCAUCACCCCCACCAUCCUGAUGACAUCAAGCUGCACUUCCACAGAGCGGGGCCCGGCUCAGGUGGAUUCUUGGAGGGGUUGUUCGGUUGUCUGCGGCCUGUCUGGAACAUCAUCGGGAAGACGUACUCGACAGAGUACAAGCUCCAACAGCAAGGUCAGUCUCAGUCCAUCUGAUGCAGUCUGCAAAUACAAUGAAAGAGCCACCCUUAGCUUCACACAGUGUGGCUGCUGUGGGUGAAACUGCUCUGCUGUCAGUUUGAAUUGAGGUCGUGGUAAAAGGUAAACUCACCUUGCUGCAGGGAUGCCUGCACACAGAGGCUGCAAGCACACAGAGUCAGGACAAUAGUGGAGGUUAGACAGAGCGAGGCUCAGCCAGCUAACGUGCAGCAGUGUAUUUUCUCCUCCCUGCUGGUUUAAACCACAUACCAAGAGUGGAUAACCAUCUGACUCAGUGUUUAUAUAUCUGACUCACUCUUUAUAUAUCGGAGACAUUUAUAACAGUUGUUUACAGGGCUGAAGAUUUAUUGAUGCUCAGUGUGGCUAAACCAUAUGGGACUAACAAGUGACUGUGACCUGGACACAGAACUUUUGAACGAAUAGAUUGACCUCUUAACCGACUUGACACUGAUGUGAGGUUAAUGUACAACCAACAGAGACUAAAGAAAGUCAUUGCAUCUAUUUCAGGAGAAAUACUGAAACACAUUAUUACACAGGAUAUGAUUACACGUGCUUUUAGAUAAACUUUGUUGUCACUGGCCCGAGCACAGCCAGCUGUUCUCCCUAUUUCCAGUCCCUGUGCUAAACUAAGCUGCUGACAGCUGCUUUUUCAGUUUCAUAUUGAUCCUGCAGAACAAAUGUUGUCAGUCCACUUAAUAACACUCUUGCUAUGAUAGAGAAUUGGUUUGUUGUCUAAAAAAGAGUGAAGAUGACAGCACUGAGCAGAAACAAAUCAUCUAAAAGAGACCAUGUGUUGCUCCUGUUUUAACAAAAUGUGGUUACCUUGUUUCCAGACAUGUGGGAAGUUCCGUUUGAGGAGAUCUCAGAGCUGCAGUGGCUCGGCAGCGGCGCACAGGGGGCCGUCUUCUUGGGCAAGUUCCGCUCUGAGGAGGUGGCUAUCAAGAAGGUGCGUGAGCAGAAGGAAACAGACAUCAAGCACCUGAGGAAACUCAAGCAUCCAAAUAUCAUCAGCUUCAAGUGAGUCUAAACUAUUGAAUCUUGCACUUUUACCUCAUGGUAUCUUGAUUUUCAUGAUUGUAUAACGAAGUUUUUAGAAUGUGUAUUGUUUGCAGCUCUGAGGUUUACCAUUUCUAAGUUUUCUUACGUAUUUGCCUUGUUUUUUCAUUCAAGGGGUGUGUGCACGCAGGCACCUUGUUACUGCAUCAUCAUGGAGUACUGCGCUCAGGGCCAGCUGUACGAGGUGCUGAGGGCAGGGAGGAAGGUGACCCCCAGGCUGCUGGUGGACUGGGCCUCAGGCAUCGCCAGUGGCAUGAACUACCUUCAUCUGCACAAGAUCAUCCACAGAGACCUGAAGUCUCCCAAGUGAGUUAGAUUUUUUUUCUGUAUAGUAAAACCAGACAAGACAAUGAUCUCUGGAGACUCUGAUUCGAUUUUACAUUCAUAAAAAAAACUCUGAACCGAGUUAAAAAAAAAAAACAGGAAGAGCUACUGCGAAAUAAAGGUUUGAGUUUUGAGAUACUGCAGUGUUCCCUUUAGGACGGGGAUCUAGUUGUGGUGGUGUGUGAUCUGAGACCAGAGGGGAGUAUUCACCUUUUGGCGGUGUGAGACUUUUUUGGAGGGGGUGAUUAAUCAGCUGUGGGAUCCAGACGACAACUCGCUAAUACUUGGCACAUGCUCACCCCGUGGUGCAGCAUACUGCCAUUCAUACAAUAUAUUACGUAAAUUUGCUCUCACGUAAAAAAAAUCAAACAAAAAUUUAAGAUGUGGAGGCUUUUAUUUUGCCAUGACUGAGUGUCACGAUCAACCACAUGUAGGGGAAACCCUGUUCUGUAUCUCCAUUAGUUAAAAGAAGUGAAUAUCUGUAGCUUUACUUGAGCAGCAGAGUACAGUGUGUUCUCUUGUGUUGUUAUGGUUAUUCAGCAGCUGAUCUGUAAAUCUCACGAAAACUGCUUAGCAGCCUUGUUUUGUAUUUCUUAGCCCACAGCGACUAAAACAAUCCUUCUUUUCAGCUGUGCUUGGUUUGACAUUAACUUAAAUGCCAUUCUUGGAAUUAAUAAAAAGCGAGUCUCCUUAGUGUUUGAGGAAGACUCAGUGUCCUUUCUGAUGCUGCUCAUCCAAGCUCACCCCUGCACACACUGUAGCCCUGUUUCUCUAAUCAAUAUUAUCAUGCUGCAGCAGUGCUGAACACUGUAUUAGUCAGCAGAACGAUAGCAGGCUGAAUGUGCUGGAAAGGUCAGUCUCAUUUAGCUAAUGGAGUGAUUCAGAUGCAGAAAUGGGCUUCAGUCACAGCUGAGUCUUUUGAAAUGCUACCAAUAAAACUCAUUCCUCUUUCAAGAUAUCUGGAUAGUUGAACGCGGGUCAUUCGACCAGAAUUAGUGUCAGGCUGACGCUGCUCAGCCCUGGUUAUGAAAGGGUCAACACAGGUUAUAAAGAUCACUGAUCAGUCUAACAAGUCUGUGUGUUUUAUGUGUGUGUGUGUUUCAGUGUUUUGGUCACCCACAACGACACUGUGAAAAUCUCUGACUUCGGGACGUCCAAAGAGCUCAGCGACAAGAGCACAAAGAUGUCAUUUGCGGGUACGGUGGCCUGGAUGGCCCCAGAAGUGAUAAGAAAUGAGCCUGUAUCUGAAAAAGUUGAUAUAUGGUGAGUACUUAAACACACACACACACAUAUUAUAAAGACGUAUAUAUAAACUUAGUACAUUUAGAAGGCAUGGUCUUUGAAGACUCUAAUAAUGUUAAAAACAAUCUUUUAUUCUAGUGUAAACAUCGAGUCGUCUACCAAGUCCUGAUUUUUGUUUGCUUGUGUGUUGCAGGUCAUUUGGAGUUGUGUUAUGGGAGCUUCUGACUGGAGAGAUACCCUACAAAGACGUGGACUCCUCAGCCAUCAUUUGGGGGGUUGGCAGCAACAGUCUCCACCUUCCUGUCCCUUCCACCUGCCCGGAUGGCUUCAAAAUCCUCAUGAAGCAAACAUGGUGAAGUAGAAUCCUUGCAAAACUAAUUAAUUAACACAAGUCUGAAACCAGCACUGUUUCGAUUACUGACCUGAUCUCAAAUCCAUCUCCUCCCCAUGUUUCCUGCUGACACCAGGCAAGGCAAACCCAGGAACAGGCCUUCAUUUCGUCAGAUCCUCCUACACCUUGACAUUGCCUCUGCUGACGUCCUGGGAGCUCCUCAGGAGACGUACUUCAAGUCUCAGGUCUGCAUUGUUACCACAAUCAAAACACCUUUGUGCUGUCUUUGUUAAAGCUGCUGGAAUGAAACGAUCGACCACUCGUCUUCGUCAUUACUUUUCUUUUUAAACACAAAGAGUGACUUUGUAUUUGUUUGCCAAUGUUACAGUCAGAAUGGAGGGAGGAGGUGAAGAAACACUUUGAGAAGAUCAAAAGUGAAGGCACAUGCAUCCACAGGCUGGACGAGGAGCUCAUCCGACGCCGACGAGAUGAACUCCGGUAUGUAACAUAGGAGAGAGAAAUUCAUUCAUGAAAGGACGAAAGCAGAAGUCAACAUGAUGUCCAGUUUACAAACUGACAUUUUUUGCACAUUUCCAGGCAUGCUCUGGACAUCCGGGAGCACUACGAGAGGAAACUGGAAAGAGCCAACAACCUCUACAUGGAGCUCAGCGCCAUCAUGCUGCAGCUGGAGGUCCGAGAGAAGGAACUGAUGAAGUAUGUAAACAGGUUAUCACAGUAGUCAUGAGCGUGCUUUGCUACUAUCCUGCUCCUUUCUUUCCUAUCAGACCUGACAGACUGUAAAUAUACUCGUACUUCCUCCUUCUUCUCAAAGGCUUUUGAAAUGAUUACAAUAGUCCUUUACAACAGCCGAGGGUGUAUUCAAGACCGCAGGAAACAGAAGUCAGUGUUUUGUUUGGUUUGCUCCCACUUGAACUUUAAGACAUUUGGAGUCACACAAUGAACAAUCUCAGACAUUUUUAUCAAAUGAACUUCCCUUGAAGCUUCUUGGAAUUUCUGUUGUUGUUUGUUUUUGCUUUGAAUGACUUAGAAAUAAAGAAGAAUGAGAAUCAUCAACAUCCCACAUUCCGCUUUUACCUCCUACCAGCUAUUUUUACACCUGUCAGAAUUUCCUUCCUCCCCUGAAUCACUCCUGUGUGUGUCGUCCUAGUACAACAGGACAGCCUGCACUGAAUGGGAACCUGGAAGUGAGUUUUCUGAACUAUUUCAUAACCUUCAAUUUUAUCCUGUCAUCCCUGCAGGAGAGAGCAGGCCGUCGAGAAGAAAUACCCCGGCACCUACAAGCGGCAUCUGGUCAGACCCAUCGUCAGGUCCAAUGCUGUGGAGAAGCUCAUCAAGAAGAAGGGAAGCAUUUCCCACAAACCAGGGAUGCCGCCCGCUAAAAGGUCAGAAGCUGUUCGAAUAAAGCAAGAAGACGUGAAAAGUCUUACUCUUGUUUCAAAUUCCUAUCACCACGUCAGCCUUAGCGCGUUCAAAUCGAGAUUGACAUUUACUGAUCAUAUAAAAGUGACAAGUCUCUCAUUAAUCUUGCUGAAUUCAUUUAUUUCAGGCCAGAUCUGCUUCGCUCGGAUGGCAUCCCCAGUGUCGACCCUCUCCCCUCCCCCUCACCUCUGUCAGCCAGCCCAAAGGUUUCCACACCUCCCGGCAAGGCUCGAUACAGAAGCAAGCCUCGCCAUCGCCGCGCCAACAGCAAAGGAAGCCACAGCGAGUUCCCUGGGAUGCUGAAACCUAUAGCUGGAGCUCUAGAAGACACCCAGUCUCUCCAGGAGCAACAGUUCCACCAUCACCACCACCACCACCCACUACCUGAGGGGCCCCUCCUUCCCUUAAAGGGCCGCGAGGAGGCCGUCGUCAACUGUGCCAAUAACCUACGCUAUUUCGGCCCCGCUGCCGCCCUUCGUAGCCCUCAGACGGACCACCUGCAGCGCCGUGUUUCUGAAUCCAGCCCAGACCUCAUUUCCACUGCAGUGGACGCAGAUACACGACAGAGGACUUCGUCCACCAGCUCUAACCCGGUCCCUGGUGCUGGUUCUCUGUGUCCCUGCUGCCAAGCGCACCCCUUCCCUGGAUGCCUUCACUGUCAGGAGACUCCUCCUGUAACAAACCACCCCGAGUUACCUCACUACUCACUGCUCAACACCCAGGAAAACACCCAGUCCUCUUUGGGGGUUCCUGGCAAAGACCCUUCCUUGGACGGAGAGGCCACAAAGAAAGCUGAGCCGCAGGAACAAAACACAUCCCAACACUCAAACACCCUCCCCACUGCACUGCCGCGCGUCCUCAGACCUCUCAGGAAGGUGAGCACAGCUUGAAGUUUAACGUGAUUGGCCCUGUGGUGUGUGUUUGUGUUGUGAAACUGGUGGAUUAACAGCUGGGGUUGUGUCUCUUUUAGGGCGGCGAUGAGUCAUCUGAAGAGGAGGAGGGGGAGGUUGACAGUGAAGUGGAGUUUCCAAGGAGACAGAGGUAAAGUUGAUCAUGAAGUUUCCCACCUUGAUGUAAAACUGUUAUAUAUCAUGCUGUGCAACAAUGGUAAAAGUUAGUCUCACCUCAUCAUGUCCACAAUAGGAAUUAACACCAUCAUUACCAGUCUUAAAGGAAACUUCUGUAUAAAAGCAGCCUAAAAAAAGUGUCUUUUUUUCUCCCUCACAGACCUCAUCGCUGUAUGAGCAGUUUCCAGUCCUACUCCACCUUCAGCUCUGAGAACCUGUCUGUGUCUGACGGUGAGGAGGGAAACACCAGCGACCACUCCCACAGUGGACCCCUGGAGAGGCUGAGUGCCAGUCAGGAGGAGCACCUGGAUGAGCUGCUGUCACACACGCCUGACAUCCCCAUUGAUAUCUCCACCCAGUCAGACGGACUCUCUGACAAGGAGUGCGCUGUCCGCAGAGUGAAGACCCAGAUCUCGCUGGGGAAACUGUGCUCAGAUGAACACAGCUACGAGGUGAGCACUGGGGAUAUGUGAAGUUCAUCCAUGUCAGCCGUGGAUGAUUUUCAAAUUUAGAGCAGAUAUUUGUUAUUCCCAGAGGAUGAACCACACCACUUUUGAGGAUAGCAAGAGCUGUAUGAUCAUAAACCACGAGUACAAAGAGAAAGAGCAGGUACCUCACCUGUGUAUUUGUACUGCAUUCAUGUUUUUCCAUCUUUCGCUCUUGUUUUCCCUCUCCCAGAAUCCACUACAGUUUGGGGACUCGGACUGUGACUCAUCAGAGGCAGAGUGCUCCGAUGCCACCAUCAGAAACAACAAAGUUGGAGCCCCCUCCUCCUGGUGAAAAGCCCCAGGACUCGGUUCUGUUUUUGCCUGGAGGUCGACAUGUCCCACUCUGCUUUGCAGAAAACACAGCAAUAAGAGGACCACAUUGUAAACAAAGAUCCCCACAGCAAAUUCACCCUGCAGUCUCUCCCAGACCCCCCCACCCCUCUCCCUUCCUUCCCUUCCUUGCAUUAAACCCAGUCUACCCCAUCGCUAGCACAGCAUCCAGGCAACCCAUGGCAGGGAUUCCCUUUUGAAUGAUAAUGUACAGUAGAUAGUGCUCAUAAUUUAUUUUUGUCUGAGUUUUGGAGGAAAAUUCAGGACUUCUGUAUAUUCUCUGGUCCAAACAGAGACAAAAAGACUUUUGAAGACAUUUUGAAACUGGGCUAACUGUGCGUUGGGGAGAGACUGAGACUGGACAAAGACGCAAAUGAUACUGAUGAUGAUGAAAAAGUGGAGGAUAUGUUGAAGUGUUUCUAAGAGGCUGAUGACCAGAAGAUGAAAUGACAUCACUGCGACUUUUGGCAUCAAAACAGAGAUUCAAGCCUUGAUCUGGCUGUCUGUCUUUUCUUCUUGUUAAAGAUCAAACUCUUCAACUGACGCAGAGACCUGCUCCAAUUACGAUCAAAUGGCUUUAUCAUGAGUUUACACUGCACAGCCUCAGUUUCUCACCUCCCAAGCUUCCAUCCCUUCACCCCCCACGCUGGGUGGGGAAAAAGGGAGCUCAUGAAAACAGUGCGAUCACCAGCAUGAACAACCUGCCUCGCAGCCGGACUCCCCCCUCCCUCCCUCUCUCUCUCUCUCUCUUCCUAGAACCAGUGUCCAGUCAUCAAGGAUCCAUGCUGAACUGUUCUAGCAUGCCGGUGCAGCUCGCAAAAAUGCAGACGCUGCCGUAAGACUGCAUGAAGUGGACGAGCCAGCAGGGUCACAGCGACGAAGAUUAAACACACAGAAAAAAAGACACUAUUCCUCUGUGACACAGACCAUCCUUCUAGGAGACACGCCAACGUCAUUGUCAUCAACAAUCAGAUGUCAUGACCUAGAGUUGUUAAGGGAGUUUGAUGUGUGUACGUGCGUGUGUGUGUGUGCGUGUGUGAGUGUGAAAACAAAGCCUGCUCCUCUUCAUUAGACAUUACAGUUUCAAGUCUCAUCUCAGGAUAGUUCGAGGACUGUGAGAAACUGGACUGGACCAAUUGUUGUGUGUAGGAAUCUGCUUUGCGUGGCACAUAAUAUGAACCAGGAUUAUUAACAAAAAAAAUGUCUUACAGGUAGCCUCGAUGUUCAACCCUUUAUCGCUGUAUCAGAAAAUAAUAUUUAUGUAGAACAUUUAGUUGCAAUCCAGGUGCAGUAUCCCUUUUCCCGAAACUUCUGGGUGCAGCAUCUCCCAUGUACCAUUUUCUCGCAGGGUAAUAAUCUAUGCUGUCCAAUGUGCAGCAUCCAAUAAUUGUAUAUCUGUGCUGUAGUGAGUAAAACAGCAAUAACAUUGUAGAUCGGGGCGUCUAGCAGGCUAGACACAACACAGUGACUGGUGGCUAGAAAGGAGUAGUAACAUAGAUGCUUUAUUUGUUAAAUCGUCCCUUCUUUGUAAACUUGCCUUUCCAGAGAUUGACGCUCAGGUUUCAUGUUGUUAUUUAGAGCAGGAGCAAUAUAUCCACAGCCACUAGAUGGCGACAGUUACAAUGAGUUUUCUUUGUGUUAUAUAAACAUCCCCAAUCCAUGACUUUUUUUUCUGACCCCAGGGAAUUAAUCUAAUCCAAGAAUCCCAGCAAUAUCACUUUUUGUCUUGCUGUCUUUGAAAUGGGAUACUGCACCCGUGAGAGCUGUAUUUUUACCCCGUGAGCGUGUUUGUCACCCGCUUUAAUUAAUGACUGCGCAGUUGAAUUAACAGCCAGCCAGGGUUGAAUCUAAUGAUAAUGAUGUCAAGCUUAAGUGUAUGCAGACGGCUGAGUUUCUAAGUUAGGAAUAAAAGCCAGAGACAAGGCCACAGAGCAAUUAAGCUGCUCUUGGUUUUCAAACAACCUCAUCUCAGUGUUAGUUACUCCUGUAUAUAAUCAUCUGUAAAUGUAAUGUAACCUGUUUUUGUCCCCUCUCUGUAAUGUACUGCGCAUCUCAGACAGAAGCCUGGAGCUCUAACAACCAGAUAAAUGGUAGAAAAUGAGCAGGAAAUACUCUAAUCUAUAUCACAUCAGUAUUGAACACUGCAGGAGGGGGUGAGUCAUGUGAUCAUAGUUGCAGGCAGUGAAUCUAAACCUGUACUGAUGAAUUAAUUACCUUUUGCCUGAAAGCUUUGGAGAGGCUAACACCUGGUACUGAAAGUAGCUGCUGCCUUUCCUCAAGCCUCCCUCUUCACCCUCUUGUUUACGUUUGUGUGAAAUAACCCAGUGUAAUGUAAUGAGUGGAUAAUCCCAUCAAGCUGUUAACAUUUGUCUCUCUGGCAUAUAUUCUGUGAAGUAUGAUUGAAUGUUGAAAAGUUUUAAUUUAAUUUGGAUUAUUUUUUUUCUUUGUAGCUGGCCUACAUGAUUAUUGAGUUAAUUUAUUAUGAAUGACUGCUAAGGUGUUCUUUUUAAUUUCAGGCAGCUUUGGAAAUGUGAUUUCUCCUGAAAAGUAUUAUGUAAAGGAAGCACAAUGAAUUGAUAUGGGAAGAAGACAGUAUUUUUAUGAUAGAACAAAAAGCAUUGUCAUAAAACGAGCAUCUCCUGUUUUUUUUUUAAAUUAUUAUUAUUAUUUGGGACCAUUCAUCAUUCUGAUCUUCAUUGAGGUUUGAUUAGCAACAUCAAGUUUUAUUUAACCUGACAUCGUAAUUGGACUGUGGCAGCAGGGUAAACGCAAUGUCAAGCCUGUUGUUAUGUGUGAUGCUGAUUUCUGUGCUUCUGCAGAGAUCCCUUCCCCUCAUUUUUAAUCUGAAUACCAGUUACUUAUAUCUGAAUUUCUGUGAAAUUGUCUCUAACUGUUGACAUCAUGUUGCCUCAUCCCGUGUAUCAAACAUCUGUUUUCUUUGUUACUCUCAUUUUCCAACUCCCUUCCUGUUGAAUGGCAUUACGAUCAACCAAUCCUGUCAGUUUCCUUUAUUAUCCAGUGUACAGUGCAAUGGGUAUCUGGGAGAACAAAAUCAGAGCAAACAACUGCAUGGAAUAAAUGCUGAUGUACUGUACCCAACACAC